Messenger RNA from Prorocentrum cordatum, 1977 nucleotides. The record is from the annotation of a GenBank genome assembly. Lineage: Eukaryota; Dinophyceae; Prorocentrales; Prorocentraceae.
UUUCGGUUUCGUGCGUGGUUUUUUCGCCAAAUGGUCAAGGAUGCUCCUCGAUGGUCCGCGCCGAAGGAAAAAUGCACACGUCCGAGCGAUGCCAGGCAACUGUCCUGGGGCCGUCUGGAGCUGGCUUUGGGGGCACCGGAAGACCCGCGGGAGCCGGCGUGGAGAGCCCGGGGCUCGCCCGUGUUGGCGGUGCUUCGGCCAAAACUGCAAUGCGGAUGACGUUGGGCUCCUCCAGCUUCGCCUCCCGCAUGGCGCUGGGCAGCGCUCAAGCCCACUGCCACUGCUCGCCAUGAUUAUGCUGGCCCUAGCGUUGUAGCCGGGGGGGGGCUGCGUUGAUGAGUAGAAUUGGGCUCCCAGACACCGCUGAGGUCGACAGGGUACGCAGCAACAUUUCUCGCCUACACCCCGCAAUGCUCUCAGCAGUGCAGCCGAUCGAAUCACACCGCUACAACCCCGCCCGCCGCACUGAGCAACGACAACGCCUGCUUCCACUGGCCGCCUUGCUCACACAUACUGACUACAAUUCCGUAGGCGUGGAAGUCUGGAUCAAAUUUUCUCCAGCGCGUUUCCCCCAGAAAGGAGAGAGCCUGUAACCACGCUCCUCCCAGCUCGCACGCGUAAAUCCCAGCGCUGUAACUGGUGACGUCGGGCUCCAAGUGUACAUGCCGCAUCUCGCUGAACAGUGCCAGCGCCCUCUGCCACUGCUCGCCCUUCUCGCCAGCGCCGAUCCCAGCGUUGUAGCUAGAUGACGGUAAGCUCCAGCUUCGCCGCCCGCAUCUCUCUGAACAGCGUCACAGCCCUCUGCCGCUGCAGGCUUUUCUCGCAGGCGCUGGCCCCAGCGUUGUAACUAUGGCGUCGGGCUCCAGCUUCGCGUCCCGCAUCUCGAGGAGCAGCGCCAAAGCCCGCUGCCACUGCAGGCCCUUCUCGCACGCGCUGAUCCCAGCGUUGUAGCUGACGGUGUUGGGCUCCAGCUGCGCCUUCCGCAUCUCGCGGAGCAGAGCCAGCGCCCGCUGCCACUGCUCGCCCUUCUCGCAUGCACUGAUCCCAGCGCUAUAGCUGAUGACAUCAGGCUCCACCUUCACCUCCCACAUCUCGCUCAACAGCGCCAGCGCAGGCUGCCACUUCUCGCCUUUCUCGCACGCGCUAAUCCCAGCAUUGAAGCUGAUGACGUUGGGAUUCAGCUUCGCCUUCCGCAACUCGCACAGCAGCGUUAGAGCACGCUGCCACUGCUCGCCCUUCUCGCACGCGCUGAUCCCAGCAUUGCAGCUGAUGAUGCUGGGCUCCAGCUUCUCCUCCCGCAGCACGCAGAGCAGCGCCAGAGCACGCAGCCACUGUUCGCCUUUUUCGCACGCGCUGAUCCCAGCGUUGUAGCUAGAUAACGGUUGGCUGCAGCUUCGACUCACACAUCUCGCUGAGCAGCGAUAGAGCCCGCUGCCACUGCUCACCCUUCUCGCACGCGCUGAUCCCAGCGUUGUAGCUCUGACGGUGUUGGGCUCCAGCUGCGCCUUCCGCAUCUCGCGGAGCAGAGCCAGCGCCCGCUGCCACUGCUCGCCCUUCUCGCAUGCACUGAUCCCAGCGCUAUAGCUGAUGACAUCAGGCUCCACCUUCACCUCCCACAUCUCGCUCAACAGCGCCAGCGCAGGCUGCCACUUCUCGCCUUUCUCGCACGCGCUAAUCCCAGCAUUGAAGCUGAUGACGUUGGGAUUCAGCUUCGCCUUCCGCAACUCGCACAGCAGCGUUAGAGCACGCUGCCACUGCUCGCCCUUCUCGCACGCGCUGAUCCCAGCAUUGCAGCUGAUGAUGCUGGGCUCCAGCUUCUCCUCCCGCAGCACGCAGAGCAGCGCCAGAGCACGCAGCCACUGUUCGCCUUUUUCGCACGCGCUGAUCCCAGCGUUGUAGCUAGAUAACGGUUGGCUGCAGCUUCGACUCACACAUCUCGCUGAGCAGCGAUAGAGCCCGCUGCCACUGCUCACCCUU